AUGGCGGAGACUCUCAGUAGCAACGCGAUCAACUAUCUCGUAUGGCGAUAUCUUCAAGAAGCCGGGUUUGGUAAUGCCGCCCUCCACCUGUCGCGAUGCUGGCUUCGGGACCCGGACACGCUUCCAUUUGCUGCCAACAUCGAGCCCCACGCCCUCGUCCGCCUCGUCCAGGAUGGCUUGUGCUUCGACCAGCUGCGCGCAGAGGCCUGCAACACGGAACCGCGAUACAGGUUCGGCUCCGACCAUGGCCGCCCCUACACGCGCAACGGCAGCCUGCUGACCCUCGACAAGGGCAUUCCCGCCCACGAACUCGCGACCGAGGCCAACGGCGCCGUCCAGGAGCCCCCGCCCAAGAAGACGCUCAAGCGCAAAAAGGCAAAGCCCACCAAUGGCGUCGAUACGCGCCCAGAGCCCCAGCCCAACGGCGAUGCCAUGGACAUUGAGCACAACGGCGCGCCCCAUCACGUCCCAAACAGCCUGAGGGCAGACUCCGAGCCCGUCGUUUCCGAGGCCGAGUCGCUUACUGUCGCAGAGAUACCGCUGUCUACGCUCAGCAUCGGCCAGGACGCCGAGAUUCAGACAGACGCCAUCGCCGUUGCAGAUCUGACUCCCGGCACCGUCUUUGUCCCCCGCGACGCCAACCCUGACAAACUUGUCCAGCACACACUAUGGGGCCCACUCGAGUCGCCUGUCUUACUUGCUGCCGGAAAGUCGCUCCUCCAGGUCCACGUUGUCAGCAAGCCUGCCAGUAACGAGCAGUCCCCGCCUAUUCACACCCUCGACAUGUCUCUGCCAGUCCAAAAUUUUGACGUGACUGCACUGUGCUGGCAUUCGGAGCACGAGCUGACCGUUUCUGCGCGCGAGCAGUGUGUCAAUGAGGUGGGCGAGAAGAUGAUGAUGGAUAAGCUCAUCAAGCUGACCGAAGGCGGCACCACCUCCAACGUCAUCUCCUCGACCGCUGGUCUCAUUAAUACGCUUCGCUGGAACCCCAAGUGCAAGCUUCUGUUGUCCAUUUCCACAGACGGAGAAAAAGGAUCCAUCAAAGUGUGGAAGAAUGACAGCGAUUCCAUCCCAGCGUGGACCGAGUUCACCGACACAGCUAUUCUGGAUGCUCAGUGGAUUAGCGAUUCAGCCUUUGUCGUUUGCGGUAUCAAGCUGUUCAAGAUCUACGAGGUCACCGACGCUCUGACGACCCAGCGAACAUUGGACACUCACAUACAGUGGGAAUCCGUUAAGCACGACCCAGCGUCUGGUAUCAUAGCCGUACUCGGAAUCGAGGACCAGAAGAAUUACCUGGGUAUCCUUCACCCCAAUGACUCGAUCCAGCUGCAGACCCACGAAUACCCAGACGAAUACGCCACCGACCUUGCAUUCCGCCCGAGUCCCUCCACCAAGCAACCGACCAAUGGUUCCGCUGUACCCUCGGUGUUGCUUGCAACAAGCUCCAUGUCUGGCGCAGCACGGAUAUGGGAUGCAAACGAGCCAUUUAAAUGCAUCAAAUCGCUUCCUACCACAGAUGGUACCCAGGCCUUCAAGAUUGCCUUCUCACCAGAUGGGGUGUUGUUGGCUGCAGCAGGCCCCGAUGCCGUCACUGUAUGGGAUGCAGAAAAAAGGGACGUCCCAGUAGCAACAUGGCGGGCUAGUGAAUGGCCAAGCGACAAAUGGAACCCUGGAAUAGAUGGUGAGUUUAGUCUCGGCUGGGACCCAGACAGCUCCCGGCUGUCAAUCGCUCUUGGAAACCAGAUUGCAAUCAUCACAGUACCUAGAUAG
Messenger RNA from Bipolaris zeicola 26-R-13, 1770 nucleotides. RefSeq lists its product as uncharacterized. Gene Ontology annotation, molecular function: protein binding; transcription corepressor activity. The record is from RefSeq and is a predicted model, not a curated record. NCBI's taxonomy places the organism in Eukaryota, Fungi, Ascomycota, Dothideomycetes, Pleosporales, Pleosporaceae. Gene Ontology annotation, cellular component: Set3 complex. Gene Ontology annotation, biological process: regulation of transcription by RNA polymerase II. The transcript has 4 exons. Bases 1 to 1770 code for a protein of 589 amino acids.